CAUGACUUGUGAACUGGUGAUUUUCGUUUGUAAUAGCGACGUGAGUGUAUAACUUUUCAUUUGUCAGCCUCGUGUGUGGAUGUACCCACUUGGAUUUAUGCAUACACCCAUCUUCGUCUGUCUCAUCAACGACCCAAAAUGGACGAAUCAUUUUACAGCGCUGAGGAGAACAACGCCAUGGAAGGUUCACAAAGAAAAAUCAUCAGUAUGUCACCAAGGGGAAAAACAAAAAGAAAGCUAGUGCAUGUUGAAGAUGAAAGCGAGGACCUUUUUAACAGUCCAAAGAAGUCGCAAAAAUCACCAGCGAGGAAGACCAAGAAGAAGGAUGUUGUAGAAGAUGAAACACUUUUUUCUGAGCUGGUGACAAAAGCAGGAUAUGUGCUGAAUAGUGGGGAUCAGGCAAAUUUGUUAAAAUGCGAUUUAGCCAUCUUCAAAAAGAAACUUCAGUGGAGCCUCAAAUCACAUCGCUUUUAUAAGAUGCCAGAGAUAGUUGAGGUAUUUAUCAAGGACUUGGAAAACCACCUUGAAGAUCCACUGAGGCUUAAAUGGGCCUUAUUGUACACUCAGACUGAAGCUGGCUGUGAAAGUGCAAGAGGAGGGCAGCAGGAUUCCCUAAUUCGAUUGUGUCUGAACAUAGAAGAACUCCAACCCGCUCUCAUCAAACUUCUGACGGAAAAAUUUUUUGAAGUUGCUUAUGAUGAUCAAAGUAGUAAUUCUGUGGACAUUCCUUGCUUAAUCCUGGCAAACCUCAAGUGGUUAGACUAUGUCGUAGAUUCAGAGGUUCUCACUACUAAAGUAAUAGAGUUGCUUGAGGGAUCACCACUCAAGAUACAGCGGGAAGUGAUUACAUUCGUUCCUCAUAUUGUUGACGAUGCCAACCACCCAGAGAUAGCAACAGUUCUCUAUGAACAAAAGCGUGAAUUGACCGCUGCUAUAUUGGACACCCUAGGGGACUUGACUCUUGAACCAAAAAGCUUUGAGGAUGUUCAUCACUCUGUGCUCAAGACUCUUCAUGCUGUGAGAGCUGAACAGUUGCCAAUAGUCACAAAGUUCCUAUUGCACAACACACCACAGUCUGUUGCUUAUCAGGUUGUGAGUGACAUGAGAGAGAAAAUAUCACUGCCAGGAGAUUAUAUUGGAAGCUCACAGAGAACUCCGAAUAAAGGAACACCCAAAAAUGGUGACGAUGAUGUUGCAGCGUAUGAAAUUCUCGUCUUUGCGAAAAUCAAAAUGGCAGUGCUGCUUCACAAGUUCCUUACAAAUGCUUGGUUGAAGGCUAUUCAGGAUGUCGAUGAUGUUGCUAGUGUUCGGCCUUUAGACUUCCUCUUGUUGAUUGUUGUGUAUGAAGCAGUCCCUUCUCGGCAGCGUCCAAUCGAAAGCAUCUUCCGAAAUAAAAUUCGAACAAGACUAUUUUCGGAUGCAAUGAUUGAAAAAACCUUUGUCAAUCACAAAGCAGUUCUCAAGGAGUACUUCUCAUCCGUGAUCAAGAUAGCCAGUCUCCUUUUGAGGUCAUGUGAACCUUUGAUAAACCAAGCUGCUGCUGCUAUUUACCGGUCUGCUUUUGUAUCAAUGGAGGGACAUCAGAAGCAGGAAGUUAUUCUUAGUUUGCUUGGUCAUCUGGGGGACAACAGUACAGUGAGAUCAGCUGUUCUUUCUACUUUAUCAUCACUGGCUCAUUCGAAUACACUGGAGAUGUCAAAAUAUGCUAUCUUUUUUAAAAGUUCUCUCGAUUUAGUGGAUAUACUGAACAUGGGUGAGAUAAAACAUCUCUUGGAUGUUGUAAGUCAUUUAGCUUACUCUGAUGCUUCUCAUGCUGCUCUGCAAGAUGAGUUGGCUAUACUUGUGCGUAAGCAGCUGUCACAUGUGGAACUGAAGUAUAAACUCAUUGGUGUCAUCAAUGCUGUGUUUUGCCUAAAAAACAUAGCAAAUGCUGAUGACAGUCACAUGACUAACAGUAGGUCUUCAGGGUCUGAGUUAGACUCCUCUGCAUUGAAAGAAGCAGAAAAUUUGCUCCUCUUAGUUUUGUCAUCGACAACUAAGUCAUCCACUGCCACUGCUUUGUUCAUGGAUGAAUUGGCUUCAAUAAUAUUGAAGGAAGGUCUUAAUGCAAAAUUAGAGGAGUGGAUUUGCGACAGAAUGACCAAUGAUUUUCAAGAUGUGUACGUGUUGGAUAUAGAGCAAGACACACAGCCACCUGACGAUCUGUUACCUCUUGGGAUACGUUGGAAUCUUGAGGUUUGUGAAGAAGACAAGAAAAUUGCUUUGAAUCUUGCUCCUAUGGUUAUCCGCUUAGAACAAACAAGGGUUGACCCCUUCGAUGUUGAGGGUUCACUGGUCUACAUGACUACUCAGUUUCGCCUUCUUCGUAUGCUUGAAAGUCGGUUGCAUGACGGCGACCUGUCCAAUAUUGAUGCUUUGCUUGGUUGCCCUAUUUAUGCACCGAGCGAAGAAGUAUAUGACAAGUUUGAUUCAUUAUCCCCAAAGGAGCAACAUGCAGCAUUGUCUUGUCUUUUCUACAUUGCCAAUUGGUUCCGAGAACUCAUCAAUGCUUUUGUAACCCAAAAGGAUAAAGAUUGCAAAAUAAAGGUGUAUUCUCGCUUACGACAGUUAAUUGAGAUAGAGAAGCUUAUUUGGCAAAAGCUACCAAAAUGCCAUAGUUACACCCCACCUCUGGCUGUGUAUGACGUUGAUACCUCAAUGCUGCCGCCAUUGCUGAAUUUCGCUUCCAAGAAGAAAGGCAAAAGGGGCCGCAAGCCAACAGUUGGGAAGGGGAAGAAAGGCAAAGGAAAAGGUAAAGAAAACACUGAAGCAACACAGAUUGGAACACAGCCAAACUCUCAGUCCAUAACUCAACUUAAGUCUCAGCAGAGUCAGCCUGCCCAAGAUGAAGAGACAGACUUGGCUUCAAAAGAGGCCUCCGAGGUGGAUAGAAAUAGUUGCCGCCCAUUCCUAAGAGAAUUGCACAUUGAUGUCUUUGCUUUAAUGUUCAGAAAGUUAGGCAUUGACACAAGCUCACAGAGUGGUACCCAAUUAACUCCUGCAGAGCUGGAAUUCUUGCUGACAGACUUAAAUUCAAAGCUGUCUCAUAUAUUUGCCAGCAGUAGUAAACGAACAACUGUUCUAGGUCAUGGUGAACAUAGAAAUAUUGGCUUUUCUCACAUUGAUCUCUUCAAUCCUGCUGAAAUUGCUCAGAGGGUUGUAACCUACUUCAAGCCUAUAUGUCAUCACCUUGAAACAAUCAGUGGAUUCUUUCAGAGUAUGAUAGCAGAAAGUGAUGGGGUUAUGGACUCCCCUGUAAUGUAUAGUGACCAAACGCAGCCACUCAUAGUUGUAAAUUCUCUCCUCUUCACCACUUUGGCUAUAUUUUUUUCAUGGUCUGGUUUACAAAAAGAGGAAAAUAACCAUAUCCUUAUAAAUGCCCUGCGUACCAUAGCAAAAAGGUUAGAAGGAGAUACUGUUAAUAGCAUGGAGCAAGAAGGAUUAACAUCUGUAGCAUUUGGAUAUCUUUCCAACUUCCAGGGGAGUAUCAUUAACCUUGAAACUGCCAGAACACUAGUUCAGUGUUUGGUAAAUUUCUUAUCCUUUCCUUGCAGCGAGAACCUAAGCGAAAAACUUGUGGAGGUUGUUGAAGAGGUGCUCAAAAGAGAAUGGUACACCAAAGGAGGAGAACCUGAAAAAGGUGCUGCUUAUAAUCAGCACAUAUAUUCACUUUUGGAGAUAUAUUUCAAGAAUAGUGGUUCCACAAUAUCCUAUGUUGAUACCUUAUGCAGUGUUGGUUUGACCGAGUUUUUAGAAGCAUCUGGACGUAAUCCGCAAUCGGAAACGUUCCCUACCCUUAAUAAAGGUACCUUGGGCAUUUUCUACCGCAGUAUGAUGUGUUUCUUAGUAACAGGAACAAAGAAAUCACUCUCUUCUCUUGGGUCUGCAUCACUAAUAGACAAAGAAAAAUGUUUGGAAACUUGGAGCACUGCUAUCAAAAUAUUCCAUAUUCUUGUAACAAUGCUGAAAACUCAUGAUUCUAAGACUUUACUCUGUCCAUGUUUGAAGUAUUCACGUUCUUUUCUUGAACUCUUCUUGAGAAGUGCCAUGCCAGUUUUAGAUUCUUGCCUUCUCGUGCAUAACCAAGAAGUAACAGUCCUUCUCAAGAAUCUCCAGGGGUCUACAAGAUUGCUUCAGCAUGUUUGCACACAUUCAAAGGUGACACAGGACACAAGCCUUACAAGAUUUGUUCCAUUACUCAAGAAAUCUCUGGAGAUGCUGGUUUACCGAGUUAAAGCCAUGUUGGUUUUAAAUAAGUGUUCAGAAGCAUUUUGGAUGGGAAACCUGAAGAACAGGGAUCUUAAAGGAGAAGAAAUUCUGUCACAGUCUAUGAGAGAAGAAUCUGAGGCCGAAGAUGGUGAGGAAGAGGAAGUUGAAGAGGAAGAUAACCAAUCUGACGUAGAAUUGGAUGAAGAGGAGGAGCCCAAGCCAGCAGCGGAAGCUACAACAAGCAGUUCAAAUUACAGUGUUAGCUUUUAAAAGAGAACCUGUUAAUUUUUAGGCAGAAUUCGAAUUGAAGGUUUUUGUUCCAGACAGGUGUUAGAAGUUUGUUUUAAAAAGAUUUGUUUUAUGAUUAAAACUUUAUAUAAUGAUUUAAUUUAUCGUUUUCAUGUGUAUUUGCUUUUGAACAGGUUGCAUCUAAAAAUGCUUUUGCAAAGAUUAAAUCAGUAUUGUUUUGAAAAGAAUUUUGUACGAAACGGAAUUAUUUUGACAGUCAUGUUAUCAAUUUUCUGUGUAACUUUCUUCUUCAGUUUUUAUAAAUGAAGGUGUAGUUUUCCUUCUUACUAUAAUAGAAUGGUCUCUUCCAGAAGGAUCAGGUAUUUUAGAAUUUGUUUUAUAAAAAGACUUAAUCAUGAAUUUUUCCUUACCUCCUUUCAUCAAUUAUUUCAUUUGAAAUCAUAUUGCACUCACCUGUAGGUGAUUUUGUAUUGCAAGAAUUUAUAAGAAAAUGAAAGUGCAGUAGUUAAUUAUCCCAGCUUUCUCUCAGAUCUUUUGUGUAUUAAAGACAAGAAAGUAUACUAUUAUUGAUAUAAAUUAGCUUAAUGAGACCACGAUUGUCACUUUUCUAAGAAUAGAUAAUAAAAAAAAUCAAAGUAGUAGAGCCGGGUGAUGUUGAAUUACUGCAUUUUCGGGCAUACAAGGUGCUGUCCAAAAAUUGGGACUGCAUUAUUGGAAAAAUAAAAAUAUCUUUUUU
Macrobrachium nipponense is the source of this 5233-nucleotide messenger RNA. It is a transcript of the gene Fancd2, whose product is annotated as Fanconi anemia group D2 protein-like. The record is from RefSeq and is a predicted model, not a curated record. Gene Ontology annotation, molecular function: DNA polymerase binding. Gene Ontology annotation, biological process: interstrand cross-link repair; double-strand break repair involved in meiotic recombination; homologous chromosome pairing at meiosis. Lineage: Eukaryota; Metazoa; Arthropoda; Malacostraca; Decapoda; Palaemonidae. Gene Ontology annotation, cellular component: nucleus; condensed chromosome.